Molecule: messenger RNA, 1383 nt
Organism: Centruroides sculpturatus (bark scorpion)
Lineage: Eukaryota; Metazoa; Arthropoda; Arachnida; Scorpiones; Buthidae
Product: acid phosphatase type 7-like
Exons: 12
Coding region: 26-1372 (448 amino acids)
Molecular function (GO): acid phosphatase activity; metal ion binding
Source: RefSeq, a predicted model, not a curated record
CAUGCGUUAGAUUUGAUGCUAUAAAAUGAUUGAGUGUGAAUCAAUGUUACUAUUAUUUUCAUUCUCCGUCAUGAAACUGUUUACAGUCUUCAGUUUAUUGUUAAUAACUUUCGUGGGUGUCAAUACUCACCCCCAACAGAUUCACUUAUCACCAACAGAAAAUCCAGAUGAAAUGACAAUCAUGUGGAGCACCGAAAGCAAUGUUAAUCGAACUGUAGUGUUUUAUGGUUUAUCAAAUAACUCGCUUACUCAAAAAGCUGAAGGAACCUAUCAAAAUCUUGUGAAUGAUGAUUACUAUGUCGAUUUAUGCGUUAUUAGAUUUAUGUGGGCCGGUACAAAAUCUCAACGUGUCCAUAAAGUUACAUUGAAAGGAUUAUCUCAAAAUACUAAAUAUUAUUAUAAAGUUGGUAGCGAAGAAAAUUGGAGUGAAGUAUUCAAUUUUACUACUUUACCGAAAGGUAACGAUUGGGAAACCAAAAUGAUCAUUUUUGGCGAUUUGGGAGAAGGUAGUCCCACUACAUCCUGGUUAAUUAAGGAAGCCAAAACUAGAAUGUGGCAAGCUUUCUUUCAUAACGGUGAUAUUGCCUAUUGUUUAGAGUCGAAAGGUGGAAAAGUAGGAGACAAUUUCCUCAACGAGAUACAACCGAUCGCCGCUUAUUAUCCAUACCUCGUAUCAGUGGGAAAUCAUGAAUCUUACGGCAAUUUUACUAACUUUAAAGUGCGUUUCGACAUGCCUGGAGAAUUCGAUAAUAUGUUUUAUUCUUAUAAAAUUGGAAAAGUUUUACUCAUUGUCUUUUCUACUGAAGUCUUCUACGAAGGAGAAGACAGAAAUGUGGUAAAUAGUAAUCAAUGGAGAUGGCUAAAGAGCACCCUUAAAAAUGCUAACAAAAGAGAAAAUAGAAAACAACAGCCAUGGAUAAUCGUAGCUGGACACAGACCGAUCUAUUGUUCAACUACAGUGUCUGAAGCUUGCCCAGAUUAUAAAUUACAAUCCGAAUACGAAGACCUUUUCUUUAAAUAUGGAGUAGAUAUCGUCUUCUCGGGUCAUGAACACGAUUAUGAGAGAUCUUAUCCAAUUUAUCAAAAUAAUCUCUGUACUCCAAAAGAAGAUAAUCCAUAUAUAAAUCCGUGUGCACCUAUUUACAUCAUCAGUGGAGCAGCAGGAAAUUUUAGAGGACAAUUUAUAUUUUUAGACUUUCAACCAAAUUAUAUAGCAUAUCGUAGUCGUGAUGUUAGUUAUACUCGUUUAACAGCUUACAACUCCACAGAUCUAUACUUAGAACAGGUUUCGGUAGAUAAGGAAGGAGAAGUGAUCGAUAAAGUCUUGAUACAUAAAGAUCAUCACGGGCCUUAUUUAUCAAAUUAUCUUUAAAAUAGAAUACA